Molecule: messenger RNA, 1396 nt
Organism: Marchantia polymorpha subsp. ruderalis
Lineage: Eukaryota; Viridiplantae; Streptophyta; Marchantiopsida; Marchantiales; Marchantiaceae
Source: the annotation of a GenBank genome assembly
AACAAUUAGGCCAUCACAAUUGUUUAAACUGUUAUUCCUGCUCUACUGAACAAAUAAAUAAAUGCAGCAGAAUUGGCUUUCUCGUGCCACAUCACAAGUUCUCGUGGAGUCAGUACAGGACAGCGACAAUUGUCGACGCUCGGAAAGAUUGUUCUGAAGGCCCACGUUCUGAUUCGAAAGCAGGAGCAAGAACUGAGUUCGAGUGUGUGUCUCUCAAGCCCACACGAGAAGGAAUAUGUGGGCACCCCCGCUUGCCGAUAAGAGUCUGAGGUUAUGAACACAUAAUUCUUCAAUUUCGGGAAUGGCCGCCGUGCGGUUGUGCAACUCCCUGCUUCCAUCGCUGUCUGUGGUUCGUAAAGUUGGUUGGACGCGGGACGCAUUCAGCUUCCAAGGAGCUUUUAAGACAGGAUUCUCACACACAGCCGCGAUGAGUACUUCUCACAUUACGAAGGCCGCAAGCGAUGACGUUGCAGGCCAAAUUCCUUUGGCGAACAAGAGAUGCUUGAGUUGUGAAACCAAUGAUAUCAAAGGUUUGACCGAGGAGGCAGCCAAGAGCUUAUUGUCGCAGACCCCAGAAUGGGAAAUUCUGGACCUUGAUGGGAAGCUCCAAUUGCAGAGGAGCUGGAAAUCGAAGAACUUUUUAAAAGGUUUAGAAUUUUUCCAGCGCAUUGGAGAAGUUGCAGAGUUAGAAGGCCAUCAUCCAGAUUUACACCUUGUAGGCUGGAAUAAAGUGACCGUAAACAUUUACACUCACUCAAUAGGUUCUUACUCUCUUGCGAAAUUUUUUGGAUUUUUUUUAAGCUGUUUUAAGCAAAUUUCUUUCUAUGGUCUUCAGGCCAUUCCAGGCACUUAGUUGGAUAUCAGCUCGUACUCACUUAGACUGGAAAUCGUCAUUGGAGAAGGAGCUACAUAAAAUAUGUCUUUUUUGUUGCUGUAUCGAAUUAGUACUUGCAGGUGGGUUGAGUGAAAACGACUUUAUACUUGCUGCUAAAAUCAACGCUUUAGACUGCAAAGAACUUCUACGGAAGGGUGCACCAAAACAAUCUGCUGUCUCAACUUAAAAGAGUGUAGUGUGCACUUUAUGCUAGAUCACCAUGUUGUGGUGCUUUAUUUUCAAAGAGCAACAAACUUGGCGACUCGUAUAUAUGAGGAGGUCUAAAAGUAAACGAAGCAGUAGUAGUCUGUACAUAUGCGGGAUCUCCAGAGCUGAAAACAUUAUUAAACACUGCGGCGUUUUGUUUUCACCUUGUUAUCUUCAUUGAAUGUGUAUCUGUUCAUGAAAUGCUCCGUUGUAGGAACAUGGAUGCAGGAAUAAGAAGUUAAUAGAACAUUUAAAACUUGUGUCCAUAUCAUGAAAUGCUCCGUUGUAGGAACAUUUAUGCAGGAAUAAGAAGUU